GUUGGCGGUCCGUUGGGGGGAGCGGUGACAAAGCGCCGCUCGCGCCCGCCCGGCAGUUGGUCGGUUGGUGCAGCGGCGGCGGCGAUGGCGAUGCCCGGAGCGCGAGUCCGCUGUUGCUCGCGGCGGCCGCUGCUGGAGGCGCUGGAGCGCGUGGCCGAGUCACUGUGUGACCGGCUGCAGGGGGAGCGGCAACGGGAGGAGGCGCGGAGGAUAUUUAAAACUGCUGUACAGGAGAAUAUCCUUAUCAAUGGAAUGUUAUGGCACGAAGUCUCGGAGGAAGAUGAACUGAGAUAUGGAAAUGACAUAAAGAAUUUAGAUGAUGAUUUGGGUGAAUGUAUUAAGGAGACGUCCUCAAAGCGUAAACAGUUCCCCAGAAAGAUUGUUGGACAUCUUGCUAAAACCAUGAAAGCAGAAAGGGAAUUGUUGAAGCUUUAUCAAGUACCAGCAAACCCACAAAUGAAAUUGGAGAUUUAUCCAGAACAAGUAUCUAAGGAGAUGGAAGUAAUGAAAAUUACGUCGACCAUUUCUCAAGAUACGAGUAAUGCAAUGAAGGAUUUACCGGCCUUUAUGGAAAAAGCAGAAGGAGUUUUGCAAACUCUGAGUUUUGUUCCUGUCAUGAAACAAUCGCAGACAAAUAAGGCAGUCUUCUCAACCCAUACAGAGAUGGAGUUCCAAAAUAACGAAGAACAAGGUUUUCCAAGUGGGAAAAAAGAUGUCACUCCCGUUGAGACAGAUAAUAAAUUGUUGAGAAAUCGUAAUUCACAGAAGAGUAAAACACAAUUUUCUGUUAAUCACAAAUAUCCAAAGAGAAGAUUGCACCUUGAUCAAUAAAUCCUGAGUAAUAUUGAAUACCACCAAUUUGUAAAAUUUGUAUAAAAUGUAGUUAUGUUUUUAAUAAAUGUUUGACAAGUUGUGAA
Messenger RNA from Leucoraja erinaceus (little skate), 917 nucleotides. It is a transcript of the gene nsl1, whose product is annotated as NSL1 component of MIS12 kinetochore complex. Gene Ontology annotation, cellular component: MIS12/MIND type complex; kinetochore. The transcript has 6 exons. Lineage: Eukaryota; Metazoa; Chordata; Chondrichthyes; Rajiformes; Rajidae. The record is from RefSeq and is a predicted model, not a curated record. Bases 85 to 831 code for a protein of 248 amino acids. Gene Ontology annotation, biological process: mitotic sister chromatid segregation.